This is a messenger RNA of Acanthoscelides obtectus, 7482 nucleotides long. Lineage: Eukaryota; Metazoa; Arthropoda; Insecta; Coleoptera; Chrysomelidae. The record is from the annotation of a GenBank genome assembly.
CUCAGAAUUACCUAACACAAUAUUUUAUGAACUGAUAGAAGCGUUGCGUGGGAACUGACGAUUCAAUAAUAUGCUUGACGUCAUGUUUUACUAUGAAAUAUGGUUCAUAUGCAUUUUCAAUAAUGCAUAUAUUAUUAUUGACUAACGUCAAAAUCCAGUUUGCAAAAACAAUAUAAGACAAUGCAAGCAGGAUACGGGAUUUGACCACUGGUCAAUUUUAAUGAAAAUUCUUAUAGUGAUAGCUCAUGUUGUGCUGAUCAAAUGUUUCAAUGGGCACAAAGCCCAGAAAUGUUCUGUUGAAGAUAUAGGGCGUUUCAGUUUGGUGCCUUAGCCCAUGUACAUAGUGUACCUUCUUGGUCUAUACAGGCGGUUAAGCAGCUCGUGGGCAACCCAUCACAGCGUUAGCACCUGACCCGUGAUGCCACCUUCCGCUAUCCAGGAUGGACCUGAGCUCCUGCGCGAGUUGGCUGAGCUGUUUGACCAGCGACAGCGACAGUAGCGCCACGGCGGGGGCCGGCGAAAGAAGGGCCGCUGUCACUGAGGCCUCUGACCCUCAGGAUGGCGGCAUCACCAGCGUGGUCACGUCAGGUCCGGGACCUAGUCCUGCAUCCACCAACUCAUGUACUGACGAUGUUGUGCCGCCUCCGAAGAAUUGCUACAGGCUGGUGGUCUUAGGUUCUGCCAGGGUAGGAAAAACGUGCCUAGUUGCCCGAUUUUUGGGCGGAAAAUUCCAAGAAAGCUACACGCCUACGAUAGAAGACUUCCACAGGAAACUAUAUAGAAUUAGAGGUGAAAUCCACCAACUAGAUAUUCUAGAUACAUCUGGGAACCAUCCAUUCCCAGCCAUGAGACGUCUUUCAUUUUUAACAGGUGAUCUUUUCGUACUAGUUUUUAGUAUGGACAGUAGAGAAACGUUUGAAGAAGCAAUACGUUUAAGGGAACAAAUUUUAGAGACCAAGGUAAACGCUGCUGCGAACACCACUGGCCUCACUAGAAGAAAAAUGUCACCCCGAGUCCCUAUGGUGUUAGUUGGCAGCAAAAGUGACAAGGAGAUGAGGACAGUAACAAUGGACGAAGUCCAGGCCUACGUGGACACCCAAGACUCCAGCUGCGUUUUCGUGGAUACCUCGGCCAAAAAGAACUACAAGGUAGACGAGGCCUUCUAUCAACUGUUUGUGAUAGCAAACCUCCCACAAGAGAUGGCGCCCAACCACCACAAGAGAAUCAGUGCGAGCUUUGGGGCUCCGUGUCCUUUGCCUCCCUCAGCGCCAUCUCAUCACGCCAAGAAGUACCACUUAUCGGUUAAGAGAAGGUUGAGCGACGCUUGUGGGGUGGUCACACCGAACGUAAGGAGACCCAGUAUAAGGACGGACUUAAUGAUUAUGAGGACUAAGACGUGUAGUUUAGGGGACAGUCCUGGGAAUUCAAACAGUUCUUCAGUUAGAUGGAGAAGGGUGGACAGCGGGUGUGUGUUGCAGUGAGGAAAUUUGACCAAAAUUGUUUAGAAUAACAUAUCGGUUCUGUUAUAAUGACUGUCCUUGAUGUUUGAGUGGCUUUCAAAACAUGUUCCUUUUUUACAAUUAUUAUUGCGUAGAAACCUCGCAUAUCUCUCUUAUUGGAUCGAAAAUGUAUGUACAUAACCAAAUCACGAGGACGGAUUACAUUGAAGUGAUUCAGGGUGACCAAUAUAUAGUAUACCAUACUGAUUAGAUCCAUUUUUUGUUUAAAUUGUUCAUAAGAAAUUGUGAGCUAUGCAUAAAAAAUAAUAUUACAUAAAUCAUCACCUCUAGAAGUCUUAGAAAGUCCCAUUGAUUACGUUUUACAUCACUAUUUGGCUAGGCUAGUGCUUAGUAAAAACCUAUUAUUUAGAAACCACAGCAAAACAGAUGUCUGGGAUUAUUCAAUUUGGCGAUCGCGGGGGUCAGAUGAUAUCGUCUAAUGGGAAGAUCAAACGGUCGGAAAAAUCUUCGCAAAACAUCGUUUCUCUAGUUAUUAUAUGAUAAAUAACUCUGCUCGACUUGAUACAGGUUGAUUUAGCCUGGCAGUGGUAGUUAGGGUUAGGGAAAUGUCAAAAGUAGAUGGGAAAAUACAGAUUUGAUAAAAAAGGUGACCUACUUUUCACGAUAUUUCAUCACAUUUUGACAUCUAUUGACGUGAAUAGCUGAUCAGCAACUGACAACUUUGUUCGUUUAUCUAUAAACUUAGACAUGGCCUCCAACCAAACUAGCGCCAUCUACCUCUAGCUCCCUCUAAUCCUGCAGCGAUUUCAAAAAGUAAGGUCUGGUAAAAUCUGAUCACAAGCAGCAAGAGCACUGAGGUGUGUGCGGUGCCUAGGGGCGGGAGUUUGUGUGAUAUCAUUUUUCAUAAUUACAACUUUUAAUAAAAGAUUAAGAACAAAACAAUAAUGGAUCUAUUUGGUUUCAUCUUAAAGAUAUUGGACAAACAAAUCAACCAGUUAUGUAUUAUAUAUUAUAAAAAAGUGAAGAGCUUGUGGAAACAAACAUUGAGCUGACGAUUAGUAGAGUUAUUUCUAAAUAAGUCGUUCCUUAGUCUUGAUAAUGAAAUCGAAAGAGCGACCGUAUCGCCAAAUGAGAAACAACCGAGUAACAAAAACGUUGAAGCCUGGCAAAUUGGUCUAUCAGGCCUGGAUACUGACGGAAUUAUCGACUAAAGCUUAGAUGAACUAAAUUUUGUUGGUUUGUCGCGAAAAUAUGUAAUACUAGGGGCCAUUCAAGUAUUAUGUUUUGUUAUGCUUAUGUUUGAUGACAUGGGGGACGGGGAGAUUUUUUACAAUAUUUAGAAGUUGGGCAAUUAUUAUUUGUCACAUGUUUCUGAUUUUUUUGCAAUAUUUAUUAGAUAUGGGUAUCUCACCGGUCCAAAGUAGGAAUAUAGGAGAUUUCGCGUGAUCCAUAUCUGUUUAUAUUCUUUCAGUGUCACAGUUGGAUACAGAAACUGAAAACUCUAAAAGAAUGCUGAGACUGCGAUGUGAACACUGAGUAGGGAUUAAGUCAUCAAGCAAAGUGUAGAACUAUACUUGAAAAUUUUUGGAAAUAAUAUGAUUACGUUUCCAUUUAUCUCAGAAUUUAUAAACAUCCGUUUUCAUCGAAUUUCUCAAAAGUUUAACGCUUACGUGGUUACCUGUACUGACUAAACAGAAAGUUGGGCCGUACUAGAAAAAAUGUUAUUUUUUAUAUUGCCCUGUCAAAAUUUAAUGACAAUCGAACCACUUCACGCGGAGUUAUCGCGCUAGAGUUGAAAAAUGAGCAUCGAACAAAGAGCCAAUAUUAAGUUCUGUGUUAAAUGUGGUAAAACAUUUACCGAAACGCAUUAGAUGUUGAUGCAGGUAUAUAGUGAUGAUUGUUUAUUUCGUAGCCGAGUCCACGAGUGGUUUCCACAGUUCAAAGAGGGUCGUGAGUCGCUGGAAGACGACGAACAUGUUGGCCAGAAACCGUCAAAAACUUGCGUGAAUUUAUCAAAACUGAUCUCUGAAGAUUCAAUCCAACGCAUUUUGACCAUGAAUUUAGGUGUGAGAAAGGUGUGUUUAUGGUUUGUUCCGCACAAGCUCACGGAUGACCAAAAAUUGCUUCGAAUUCAACCUUCGAGGGAUAUCAUUAAAGAGGUCAAAAAGACAAGAACUUUCUGUAGAACAUUGUGACUGGUGACGAAACGUGGUGCUUUCAAUACGAUUUCGAAACCCAAGCGUCAAAGUGCCGGAUGGAAGCACCCAAGCGAGUUAAAUCCGAAAAGCCGUUUGGAAAAGUACAAUGUGAAGAUAAUGUUGAUUCGUUUCUACGAUUCGAAGGGAAUUAUUCACAAAGAAUUCGUUCCACCGAGCCAAACGGUUAAUGCUUGGUGUUGUGAGGCUUUGCUGUCGCCUAUUUGGGGUGUUCGGCCAGAAUAUCACGAAGAAGGAAGCCGGCGGCGCUUGUUGCACGUUAAUGCACCAUCUCAUUGAUCGACGCUUGUGUCCGAUUUUUGACAAAAAAUGGCAUUUUAACAAUCAACCACUCCACAUAUUCUCGUGAUAUGGCACUGUGUGAUUAUUUUCUGUUUGGUAAACUACAUUUGGCCAUGAAGGCACAGCGGUAUGCCGAUGUAGAGGCCAUCCAAAAGGCGUCGACGACCAUUUUGAAGGAAAUCCUCGUCAGUGAGGUAAAAUUAUCAUUCGAAAAUCUUUUGGUCCGUGCAAAUCGCUGUUUUGACUCUGAAGGAGACUAUUUUGAAAAAAAUGGAUUUUCUGAAACAAAAAAUGUUUGUUCAUUUUUUCUGUGUUGUUUACUUUGCGACAGAUCUAAUACUAUGAGAAAUUAACAUUUAUGACGGCAACCUUCCAUCUACAAAGAGCUGUUUUCCUUGGAUAAAUAAUAAUAAAAAGGCGCCUAUGUAAGUAAUGAAUGACAUUCAAUAUUGUAUCCUGUUAAUUUCAUUUCAUUAUAGCAGUUUGACAACUGAACUUUUCCAAAUAUUUAAAAACGUGUUCGUAUAUCUAGUUCCUCCUGUUACAACCACCAAUGUCGAACAGUAACUGUCCAAUCUUAUCAAAAACUUCAAAUACCAUGAGCUGAGAACAAAUAAUUUGAAUAGAACAAAUUUUUUAGUAGAAAAAAUAAUUUCGUUUAUAUGUAAAGAAUAUUGAAACAUGUUUAAAAAUGUUAACUGUUUUCUUGUAUAAAUAUUAAAUGUGCAAUAAAUGUACAUGAAUAGCAAUGAUGAAUAAUACAAAAAUUCUGCUUACAUAAUACUUGAGUAACCCCUUAUAACUAAUAAGGGAAACGGAAUUCAUCAGACAGUGAUCCUCGAGAUCACUUUAAGAGAGCAUUUAAGAGAAAACUGUCGUAUUAAUUCUUUAUAUUUCUUGAUGUAUCCUUGAUUUAUUGCUAUCUAAAAGAGGAUACAGGCCAGGAUUUAUAACAGAACCUAACAUUUCGACCAAUUUUUGACCACAACCUAUAGGUACUAGAAAAAUAAAUUAGUGUAAUGUUGUGUAAUAUAAAUGUGAAGCCAUCGUUGUCGGCAGAAUUGAUUUGUUAAUGAUAAAGGUGUGCAAUAAUAUAACGUCUAGAUGUGUAACCGCAUGUUUUCGCGUAUUAAUGUAAAAUUUAAUAAAAAGAAAUCAAAAGGGUAUUUGUCAAACACCAAGAUCAUAUUGUUAAAAUCUAUAAUGUAAGAUAAAACUCAUUUUCGUGAUACAAUUUGAGCAAAUGAUAAGAUGACCAUAAACAAGCAAUACUUAGUUGAUUAGCCAUUUUAAAUAAUAUUAGCACAAAUUUUGACGAUUAUGAUGAAAAACAGAGAAUUGACAAAACUUCAAAACCACUAUUAUUGACACUUUUUGUCUCGCGAUAAUCACAGCCGUUUUAAACAUUAAUACAACUAACAUGUGUUGGAAUUUUAUCAUGAAAAUACCUACUGCGUGAUAUUUUAGACACUUUCUACAGUCCGAAAAAAUAAGGAGAAUUUUUACUGUACUACAGCAUAGUUGUAAGUUAAAUGUUAUGUGAAAUAAAACUUGCUGAUGUAUACACUAGAUCGUGAUGGAGUUGCUAGAAAUUAAGUGUAAAAUCAAAAUAUUUAAUUUUAUUUUUGAUAACGGUUGAUUUCAAGGUCGCUAAAGGCACGCGUCCACAUGUCCCCAUCUCACCCUUCGUACUAUUCUUUGCAUAAAAUCAUAUCAUCCACUGGUUCAUAUCGGGCAGUAGGCAAAGUGAUGAUAAUUUUUUGAGGAAUUCAUUAUUCAAAAGCGUACCGAUAACGACAAAUCGAUAUUACAAAUCAGUGGACGCAUCACCGUUGGGGCACCGAAUCACAGUGGUCUAUCUAUGCAAGAACCUGGCAAAAAUUGGAAUACAAAGUAUCGGAAAUAAACAUAAAUUAUUACAUAUUUCAAAGUUAUUACCUUGAUAUUUACCGGUGGAAACAUCUACCUUCAUUAGGCGUGUGUCGCUCAUUGUAAAUUAUGUAUGAAGUACCAUAUCUUGAAAUUGUCUAAAACCACAAUUAUCUGCAAUUAAUCGCACUUUUAAAAUAUAACACUAAAUACACGAAUUUAAUGACAAAUGUCAAAACAUUCACUCCGCACAUUGACUCUCACUUUAGACUAUGAGAAUUAGGAGACAAAUAAAUCCUUGACUGGCUCUUCUACCUAAUCCGGAUUCGUUGUUCGACAUUAAAACGGCAAAAUUGAAGAGCUUCUGUAUCAUCCGUUAUGUUGUGCGUUGAAAAUAUUUGAGCAUCUGAAUAUGGAUCAUAAUAAAGGGAGUACGAACUUUCAUUUGAUGUAACAGAAAUUAAUUAAUUGUUUUCAUGUAAGACCGUGGAUUGAACGGAUUACUUUUUUUACUUGCACUACUUUAUGUCAGUAUAUUUCAGAGGAGCUUUUAAUAAGGUUCCUUCUAUUUUCCCACAUGAAAUAAAUUAUGUUUGUGAACUUUAUUUAUUUCGAAAUCCCAUCUCAAAUGAGGUUAGGAAAAAAUAAAAAGUGAUUUUGGGAUAAAUCUAGUAUGCGAAGCAAAUACUAUCUGAAUCUACCUAGGGAAUUCUGCUUUUUUGAAAUAAGUAAGAUUUGGUAAUGUCAAUGUAUGACGUAUUAUACAUUUUUGGAAUCAGAAUCAAGAACUCUAUUCAUUUGUGCAAAAAUCCAAUAUGGCAUUCAUAAUCAAAAAUAAAGUUGAUGCUGGUUGGCAAGAGUCGAAACAUAUUGAAAUUCUAAUUAUGCCAUCCUGUAGAGGAGAAAAAAGGCAACGUUAAUGAGUAAUUUAUUUUAAAAUCCUACUAUAAAUAAAGUCAGGAGAAGAUUAAAACGAUUUUGGGAAAAUUCGAUUUUUCCGUCUCACUCCGGAAGUACUUUGAAUUACGACACUUUCUAGCGGCAUUUUUUUAAUUACCUAAAUACGCAACUUUGCCAAUAUUUAAGCGACUUCAUAUCUAUUAGAGUUUCCGAGAUCCCAAUGACGAGGAUCGAACUUGACACACCCUGUAUAUUUCAUAUCAUUUUUUGCUAACUUUUGCAAACUAUUGAAAAAUACAACCUUACAUACUGCCAUCUUAUGGCAGGUGGGCAGAAACGGUUUUUCAACUUUUUCGAAAGUGUCCGUUUAGUGGCCUUAAAAUUCCCUUAAAACUUCUUCCUCAAGACAAAACUGAUCUUUAAUUUGGACUCAACGACCGAGAAAACCUAUGACUCGCGUCUGGUCUGGGAUGUUGAACUCAUUUUGAAUUUUUCUUGGAGUGACCUUGAAACGACCUGCAAAUGCCCUCAUAGAGACAAAUUAACUUCAGAUUUAAAAUCAGCGUCCCAAAAACCAUACCAUACUUACAAUCGUAUAAAUACCCCAGAAAUGUUUACCAGCUUUUCGGAGUUCUAGACCACUGUGCGACUGCAUGGGUUCAUCUGUAUGGGUAUAUAUAUAUGAAGGGUUUCCAGCAAAAACCGCAUUUGUCAAAUUUGUCCACUUUUGAGAUAUUGGCAACAUUGUAUCAAGA